CUUUCACAUUUGUAGGAGAAGAAGUGGGUGGCAAUUGGCAUGCUCACAGAGAAGCUAAACGUUCUCUCUUCUCAUUGCCUUAUUCUAUACAGAAAAGAUCCAAAGCAGUUAAAAUAUGGAGUAACUACCAAAGAAACCAGCUCCUAACUACACUCCAAAAAGCGGCCUCGGAAUGCCCACGCUUCACAAUUAAUCCUUUUUAAGUUAUUUACUUAUUGCUGAAUGUAAAUUAUAGGCCGGCACCUACAAUUCAAAGAAUACAAGAAUGAAUAUCUGCCCCUUUCUUUCUUGCCUAGUCUUCAGAGUCAAAUCUUGAUUGAGUUGGGAAAUGGGAAGUGUAUGUUUGUCAGCUUUUUUAGUAUGCAUUUUGGGUGUUUUGUGUUGGAAUGGAGUUGAAGGGUACGAGACUGGGAGUGGCAUUGUGGAUGGGAAAUUGAAUGUGCACUUGGUUCCUCACUCGCACGAUGAUGUGGGCUGGCUCAAGACUGUCGAUCAGUACUACGUUGGCUCCAACAACUCUAUUCAGGGUGCUUGCGUGGAGAAUGUUCUCGACUCCGUCGUUGUUUCAUUGCUUCGUGAUCCUAAUAGGAAGUUCAUUUUUGCUGAGAUGGCAUUUUUCACAAGAUGGUGGAGAGAGCAAAGCCAAGAAAUUCAACAAGUAGUAAGAAAGCUGGUCAAUGCAGGCCAGUUGGAAUUCGUGAACGGGGGAUGGUGCAUGCACGACGAAGCAACUACUCAUUAUAUUGACAUGAUCGACCAAACAACUCUAGGCCAUCAGUUGAUAAAGAGCCAAUUUAAUAAGACCCCUCGCGCUGGAUGGCAGAUUGAUCCGUUUGGGCACUCUGCAGUGCAAGGUUACCUUCUAGGGGCCGAGCUAGGAUUCGACUCUAUUCAUUUUGCUCGAAUUGAUUACCAAGACAGAGCUAAACGCAUGGGAGAUAAAUCUCUUGAAGUCAUAUGGCAGGGUUCAAGGACAUUUGGUUCAUCUUCUCAGAUAUUUGCAAAUGCAUUUCCUCAUCACUAUAGUGCACCUGAUGGUUUCAAUUUUGAAGUUAGCAAUUCCUUUGAUCCAGUCCAGGAUAAUCAUCUCCUGUUUGACUUUAAUGUCGAGCAACGUGUUAAUGAUUUUAUUGAUGCUGCCAUGACUCAGGCUAAUGUUACUAGAACUAAUCAUAUUAUGUGGACUAUGGGAGAUGACUUCCAGUAUCAAUAUGCUGAGUCCUGGUUCAAGGAGAUGGACAAACUUAUACAUUAUGUUAAUAAGGAUGGUCGGGUUAAUGCAUUAUAUUCCACACCAUCCAUAUACACAGAUGCGAAAAAAGCUGCCAACCAAGCAUGGCCUCUCAAACUCGAUGAUUAUUUCCCAUAUGCAGACAGUGCCAACGCCUACUGGACUGGCUUUUUCACGAGCCGCCCAGCCCUCAAACGAUACAUCCGUUUGUUGAGCGGAUAUUAUAUGGCAGCUCGUCAACUUGAAUUUCUGGCGGGAAAGAGAUCAAAUAGUGCUACUACAGACAGCUUAGGUGAUGCUUUAGGAAUCGCACAGCACCAUGAUGCUGUUACUGGUACUGCCAAACAGCAUACCACAAAUGACUAUGCAAAACGUUUGGCCAUUGGAUCCUCAGAGGCAGAAGCUGUGGUGGAUUCAGCUUUGUCGUGUCUGAUUGAUUCAAAGUCGAAUGGAAACUGCAGUGCAUCUACUUUGAAAUUUGACCAGUGUCAGUUACUCAACAUAAGUUACUGUCCAUCAACGGAAGAAGAUGUUCCCAAAGGGAAGAGUUUGGUUGUUGUCGCCUACAAUUCACUUGGAUGGGCCCGUACUGAUAUUAUCAGGAUCCCGGUUAAUGAUUAUAAUCUUGUCGUCAAAGACUCCUCGGGGAAUGUUGUUGAGUCUCAAUAUAUAGAAAUGGAUAAUGUGACAAGUGAACUGAGAAAGUUCUAUCUGAAGGCAUAUCUUGGGAUUUCAGACAUCAAUGCUGCCAAAUAUUGGCUCGUCUUUCCGGCAUCUGCGCCACCUUUGGGCUGGAACACUUACUUCAUCUCUAAAGGAACUCAAAAAGGAAGGAGACGAAAAUUUAUGUCUACGAUGGAUGUUGCACAGAAUGAAACUAUCAAUAUUGGACCAGGAAACUUGAAACUGUCAAUUUCCACCACAUCAGGGCAACUUACUCGCAUCUUCAAUUCUAAAACAGGAGUCGAUAUACCUGUGCAACAAAGCUAUCUUUGGUAUGCUUCAAGUCCAGGAGAUGCUGAUCCUCAGGCUUCUGGUGCUUACAUUUUCCGUCCCACUGGAUCGCUUCCUUCAGUUGUCUCUAGAUCAGUUCCUUUGAAGAUCGUCAGAGGGCCACUAGUUGAUGAAAUUCAUCAGCAAUUUAAUCCGUGGAUCUACCAGAUUAUUAGAGUUUACAAAGACAAAGAUCAUGCUGAAUUUGAAUUCACGGUCGGUCCAAUUCCCACGGAUGAUAGCAUUGGGAAAGAGGUGAUCACGAGAUUAUCAGCUAAUAUGGCCACCGAUGAAGUGUUCUACACUGAUUCCAACGGAAGAGACUUUCUAAAGCGGGUUAGAGAUUACAGAGCUGACUGGCCUCUCACAGUUACUCAACCUGUAGCAGGGAAUUAUUAUCCAAUUAAUCUCGGGAUCUUCGUGGAGGAUAAGAAAUCCGAAUUCUCUGUCCUGGUUGAUCGGGCCACCGCAGGAUCCAGCAUCAGUGAUGGAGAAAUUGAGCUGAUGCUGCACAGACGUAUUCUCAAAGAUGAUUCUAGAGGAGUAGGAGAAGCCCUCGACGAAACUGUGUGUAUCAACAACAGUACAUGUGAAGGACUCACGGUUCGAGGAAACUAUUAUAUCAGUGUGGACCAGCUUGGGUCUGGAGCGCGUUGGAGGCGAACAGCUGGGCAGGAGAUCUAUUCACCACUCGUGUUAGCCUUUUCACAUGAGGACUCGGAGAAAUGGAGCUCUUCUUAUCUCGUGCAGGGAAGUUCCAUGGCAUCAAACUACAGUUUACCUUCAAACGUUGCACUAAUUACUCUCCAGGAGAUGGGAGACGGGAGUGUACUCCUUCGUCUGGCGAAUCUGUAUGAGGCUGGUGAAGAUCCUGACUACUCAAAACUUGCCAAGGUUGAACUGAAGAAGAUGUUUGCGGGGAAAACGAUAACGAAGAUCAAGGAAACGAGCUUAACAACGAACCAAGAGAGGUCGGAGAUGAAGAGGGUGACAUGGCAAGUGGAAGGUACAACGCAGAAUGAGGCUGCUCCGAAUAGAGGUGCUCCUGUGGAUGCAUCUAGUCUUGUUGUUGAGGUAGCUCCUAUGGAGAUCCGCACGUUCGUCUUAAGUUUCUGAAACCAGAUGAGACGACACACGCCCGCCUUCUGGACUGUUAGAAAUUGAUGAUUUAGGAAAGCAGCAUUUGCUCCAUUGCUUGGAGUGGAGUUCUCGAAUAACAGCAGCAGCUGCUGUCACUUCUUUCCACUGAAAAAACAUAAAUAAUUAAAGGUGAAGGGGUUGUUGUAGCAUUGGUUUUUUAUCUGUAAUUUGAAAAGAAAUGACUGUUACAAACAUUUUUCCAUUUUAUGUUGAUGUUUGACUUGAACAAGAAGCAUUGCAGAUAUAGCUAUAGCUGUUUUAGCUGGUUUUUGAUAUUUUGAUUUGGAGUAAAAAGUACAUCAUUGAUAUA
Molecule: messenger RNA, 3674 nt
Organism: Salvia miltiorrhiza (redroot sage)
Lineage: Eukaryota; Viridiplantae; Streptophyta; Magnoliopsida; Lamiales; Lamiaceae
Product: alpha-mannosidase
Biological process (GO): mannose metabolic process
Molecular function (GO): carbohydrate binding; alpha-mannosidase activity
Source: RefSeq, a predicted model, not a curated record